GCAGUGCUCCUCGUCUGCUCCGGUAUCCAGGCGCUUGGCACGGGAGCAGCUGUAGUGCAUUUGCAAAUCCUCCAUGUAGGAUCUCAAUAUAGAUUUUUUUCUUUUUUUUUUUGCCAAACGCAUGGCUUAUAUAUACAAGGAAAUAAAAUAAUAUAUAUUUUUGUCGGUUUUGCAAUAAGAAAAGGUUUUAAUUAUUUUGUUCCCUGACCUUGAAUGUCAUUAGGAGGAUCUUAAUUCAUUAAUAAGGUUGUAGUUGGACUAUCGUCUGAAAGAAUGGAGAUGGUAACGCAUUUCAUAAAUGACACCAUAGAAUUCUACAAAUGGGGCUUGACCAUAGCAGACAAGCGGGUGGAGAAGUGGCCGUUGAUGCAGUCUCCUCUUCCCACGUUGACAAUUAGCACUCUUUAUCUUCUGUUCAUAUGGCUUGGCCCAAAGUGGGUGCAGAACAGAGAGCCCUUUCAGUUGAGAUCCAUACUCAUCGUCUAUAAUUUUGGCAUGGUAAUACUGAAUUUCUUCAUCUGCAAAGAGCUCUUUCUUGCUGCAAGAGCUGCGGGUUACAGUUACAUUUGUCAACCGGUCAACUAUUCUGACGAUCCCAACGAAGUGAGGAUAGCUGCCGCCUUGUGGUGGUACUACGUCUCUAAAGGAGUGGAGUAUUUAGACACUGUGUUUUUCAUCCUGCGCAAGAAAUUUAACCAGGUCAGCUUUCUGCACGUCUACCACCACUGCACAAUGUUCACCCUCUGGUGGAUUGGCAUCAAGUGGGUGGCUGGAGGGCAAUCUUUUUUCGGAGCUCACAUGAAUGCGUUCAUUCACGUUAUAAUGUAUCUGUACUAUGGGCUCGCAGCUUGUGGUCCAAAGAUCCAGAAAUAUCUAUGGUGGAAGAAAUACUUGACAAUUAUACAGAUGAUUCAGUUCCACGUCACCAUCGGUCACACAGCCCUGUCCCUCUACAUCGACUGCCCUUUCCCCAAGUGGAUGCACUGGGCUCUGAUUGCGUACGCCGUCACCUUCAUUGUCCUGUUUGCCAACUUCUAUUACCAGACGUACAGGCAUCCGAAGAAGGACUUCUCCUCUAAAGGCGGCAAAGCGGCCGUCAAUGGUGCAGCCCCGGCGGCCGUCAAUGGGCUCGGCAAGCAAGAGAGCAAGGCGCUGGUGGAAAAUGGCAGGAAGAAGAAGAAAGGAAAAGCAAAGCGGGAAUGAAAUGAGUAAGCCGGCCUUACCAAAGCGGGUGGCUUGAGAAACGAAACCAAGAAAAAUCCCAGAUUUAUAGGCGGGAAGGGAAAAGGUCUAGCCAGACCACAGGCUGUGCAGAUUUGUGUUCAUUUCCAAGUUGGUCAGGUUGGUCAAGAGGGGAUACUAAUAGGGUAUCUUGUUCUGAUAUUUGGGAUUCAGAUUAUGGCAUCAUAGAAUAACAGUUUUAGUGACAAAAGGUAUACUUUUAUUUAAAGGGAUAUUUUGUUUUUUUUAUUCUGGAUUAAUGUUUUUAAACAAUUCAGGGAAUCAUGUAAACAAGACUGGCAUGCAGUUAGAUUUUAUCCACAAAAACAGCUUUAAAUUGAACAAUGUCUAGUAGAAACCACAUGGCUGAAGCAUUCAUUUUCUUGCAUCUGUAAUGUGUGAUAUUCCAUUUUACAUUAUACAACAAUUGUAUUUUGGUUGUUUUUUUUUUGUCAUUGCUUUAAAUCCUUCCCAGUGGUUACCCAAUUGUUCUGUAAUUUUUCCAGUUUUGAAGACCAUCCUUUCUGCAUAAAUGGGACUACACUUCACCAGUGAGCGAUAGUCAUGUCUUUAUGCUCAAAAAUCAUUCCAGCCUCAUGUUAUAGUUUAGCACAUGAACUGCAAUCCUCAGCGUUAAGGUUGGAUUGUAGCUGUAUUUAGCUGUGUGUAAAACAUCUCUCAGAGGGCAGCAGGAAUUGCUGAUUGUUGGGUUUCUUUUUUGUACUUCCUGCUGUGAGCAUUUCUUUCAGCACUCAAUAACAGCAGUGGUCACUGUUGUUUUUAACGUUCCAGUGUGUCUCACAAGGCACCAGAUCACAGCUCGCAACAGUUACUUCCUUACAUAUAUAUUUUCAUUAGACCCUGAGAUUUUGGUCAUUUUUCAAUGAUGCAGCACAAUGGGUAAAACACUUAGAGAAGGGAGUCUAAUUUAAUAAGAGGUCAUAAAAUUGUGCUGCAGAUUUUUCUGCAUACUAAAGAAGAAUGAGUGAAUAUCUGGGCUAUCCUUUGCCACAUACUAGCUUAAGAAGUCUUUGUGCUGUGUUGUAUUGCAUUAUAUCAUAUCACACUGUGUAUAUUAAAAGUGUUUUUUUUUCCUAUUUCUACGUUUCCUUAAUGCGAGAUGGGAUUGGUGGGCAUGUGAGUACAGUUGGUGCAUCGAAAGCAUUUAGACAUUUACAGUAGGACGUACAGUGAAAAUGACGAUGUAGAGGUGAAGCACAUUGCCCAGUUUAAGAUGAAACCUUUGCCAAAAUAUAUACGGUUUCAUGAGAGCAGGAAAAAAAAAAGCAAUUUGAAACAGUGGUCCGUUUUGCGUAAAAUAAUUCUGUUGCAAAUCUGACUGCCUCCAGAAGUAAAUAAUGUUCAUACUAUUCAUAUCUGUAACAAGUCCCUGUUUCAUUGCAUGCCUUGCCAUGUAUUUGUUUUGCUGUAAAGGGCUCCAUUACAAAAGGGGUAAUGAUUUUAAAACCGUGUCUUGGGUUAAGUUAAAGUAAAUCUGAUCAACCCCUUGUCAUGUUGUAUCUCAGUAUCUCUAGUGUAGAUGCUGCAAGUUGCUUCGAACAGGAGCUGACCUGUUUGUAAUAGGAUCCAAUUCAUUAUCAUUAUAGACCAUUGUUUUGGCAUUUUUGUAUGAAAGCCUAAGCAGUUGCAGGAGAUACCCGUUUCUUCAGCUAAUGAGUAUUCUUGUAGAGGCAAUGUGAUCCGUUUUAAUGGUGUAAUGCCCAACAGCCAUGUACUGUCGCAUCUUUGCUGUAUAAAGUGGGGCUAAAACAACUCAUCCACAGCAAGAGAGACAGUAAACAUUUUGAGUAAUCUACAAUGUAGCCGUUGAGGUUAUAUGUACUGUAUAUGUUUUUUUUUUUUUAGUCUGUGGUACUCUGCUCCCUUUACGUGGUGAUGAAGGGCACCAAUACUCAUGAAAUAUUCCAUUCAUGUGUUUGCAAUGGGCAAUCUAAUGCCUAUGUGAUAUGUGUUCUUAGUAUUAGGGGAUAAGCAUGCUCAAUUGUUUGGUUUCCUUUUAAUUAAUAGCGUGUAAAAUAGGAUUACUCAAUCUGCAUUUAUUUGUUUCUCUUUUCUGAAUAGACGCUUUACUGUCAGCACAUCAGAACAGUUAAUCCGUAAUAAAAGGAUGAGUUGGUUGUACCUCA
Molecule: messenger RNA, 3368 nt
Organism: Lepisosteus oculatus (spotted gar)
Lineage: Eukaryota; Metazoa; Chordata; Actinopteri; Semionotiformes; Lepisosteidae
Gene: elovl4a
Product: ELOVL fatty acid elongase 4a
Biological process (GO): fatty acid elongation, saturated fatty acid; fatty acid elongation, polyunsaturated fatty acid; sphingolipid biosynthetic process
Cellular component (GO): endoplasmic reticulum membrane; endoplasmic reticulum
Molecular function (GO): fatty acid elongase activity
Source: RefSeq, a predicted model, not a curated record